This is a messenger RNA of Vicia faba (fava bean), 1992 nucleotides long. Lineage: Eukaryota; Viridiplantae; Streptophyta; Magnoliopsida; Fabales; Fabaceae. The record is from the annotation of a GenBank genome assembly.
AUGACUCAAACCGCCGCGGGCUUUGAAAAUCUUAUCGGCUAUUACGAACCUCCAGUUCAAGAGCUUAUUGUUAUUGAUGAAGUACUCUCUGCUAUGGUUGGGGUUGAAGGACGUUACAUUUCAAUCAAAACACUUCGUGGAAAGAAGGAUGAAAUUAUUAAUUUCCUGGUGGACCCAUCUAUGGAUUUGGCACUGCAGGAGUUGGCAAAACGGAUUUUCCCUCUUUGUAGGAGCUUUCUGUUGAUCAACCAAUUUGUGGAAUCAAGGUCUCAGUUCCAGAAUGGGCUAGUUAAUCAUGCCUUUUCUGCUGCCCUUAGGGAAUUCCUUCUCGAUUACCAGGCCUUGGUGGCACAACUUGAGCACCAAUUCCGGCUUGGGAGACUUUCCCUUCAAGGAUUGUGGUUCUACUGUCAGCCCACGUUGAAGUCAAUGCAGGCAUUGUCUACUGUCAUACAGAAGGCUUCAGCCAAUAAUUUUUCUGGUUCCGCCGUUCUUAACUUACUACAGAGCCAGGCAAAGGCUAUGGCUGGAGAUAAUGCAGUUAGGUUGUUGCUGGAGAAAAUGACACAAUGUGCAAGUAGAGCCUACAUGAGCAUACUAGAAAGAUGGGUCUAUGAAGGAGUAAUAGAUGAUCCUUAUGGUGAAUUUUUCAUUGCAGAAGACAAAUCUCUUCAAAAGGAGAGUCUUACUAAAGACUAUGAUGCUAAGUAUUGGCGGCAGCGUUACAGCCUCAAAGAUGGAAUUCCUAGUUUCCUUGCAAAUACUGCAGGAACAAUUUUGACCACAGGAAAAUAUCUAAAUGUUCUGAGAGAAUGUGGACACAAUGUUCAGGUCCCUCCGUCAGAAAAUUCAAAACUAAUGAGCUUUGGCUCAAAUCAUCAUUAUCUUGAAUGUAUUAAGGCUGCUUAUAACUUCGCAAGUGGUGAACUCGUGAAUCUCAUUAAGGAAAAGUAUGAUCUAACAGGAAAAUUGCGGUCAAUAAAACACUACCUUCUUCUUGAUCAGGGGGAUUUCUUAGUGCAUUUUAUGGAUAUUGCUCGAGAUGAGCUGGCCAAAAAACCUGAUGAAGUAUCAGUUGAGAAGCUGCAGUCUCUUCUAGACCUUGCUCUGCGUACAACAGCAGCUUCUGUCGAUCCUUAUCAUGAAGGCUUAACCUGUAUUGUGGAAAGAUCAUCUUUGCUUAAAAGGUUGGGCACAUUUAAUGUCACUGAAGUUAGCCAGAGAGAUUCUAGUAAUAAUGAUAUUCUGGAGGAGCCUGUUAGCAUCACUGGCCUUGAAACAUUUUCACUAAGUUAUAAGGUGCACUGGCCAUUGUCUAUAGUAUUAUCACGUAAAGCCCUUACAAAUUACCAGUUAAUUUUUCGAUUUCUCUUCCACUGCAAACAUGUUGACCGUCAGCUAUGUGGAGCAUGGCAAACACAUCAAGGAGUUCGUGCUCUCAAUACACGUGGAACUGCUAUCUCCAGAUCUUCUCUUCUGUGCCGAAGUAUGCUUAAAUUUAUCAAUAGCCUUUUGCACUAUCUUACAUUUGAGGUUAUUGAACCCAAUUGGCACAUGAUGUAUACUAGACUUCAGUCAGCAAAUAGCAUAGAUGAGGUUAUUCAACAUCAUGAUUUUUUCCUCGAUAAGUGUCUGAGAGAGUGUUUACUACUUUUACCUGAGUUGCUGAAGAAGGUGGAGAGGCUUAAAUCCAUGUGCCUACAGUAUGCAGCCGCAACUCAGUGGCUUAUAUCAUCUUCUAUCGUAUUACAUAGUCCAGAUGAAUCUAAAGCUGAUUCACUAGGAACUAAACAAUCAAAAUCAGGUCAGGCCCUGAAGUCAGCCUCCAGAAAUGCAGCGGUCACUGAUUCUAUUCUCAAAUUUGAGAAGGAUUUUGAUACCGAGCUUCAGAGUCUUGGAUCAAUCUUGAGUAGUAGCUCUCAGACAGAGCCAUAUUUGACCCAUCUUGCAAAAUGGAUUCUUGGUGUCAAACUCGAACAUAAGGGUUUGUGA